UGGGGGCAGGAUCGUGCGCUCGGAGGAAAAUCCGCCUGAAAGCGGGCGGGUAGCUCGCUGAGAGGGGGUGGUGUUGCAGCUGCAGGCGGGGACAUCUGACAGCGACUUGAAACCACUCGUUCUCGUGACUGAAUUCAGAUAACUGAUCCAAAUGGUCUGAAUGUACCUGCUUUUGAAAAUGAAGUUUCUUUUGAACUGAGCUUCAGUGUAAUCAUCAAAGGUUUUCCGAACAACGGCAUAAUCUCUCUCCUUUCUGAGGUUAGAAUUGUCAACCUUGAUUAUCUGCUCAAAUCUGUAGAGUGGAGCUUGAAACCACAGCCUUGAGUUGGCGGCAAGUAGUCUACUAUCAUGCCAAGAUUUGGCAUAUUCAAAUGAUGAGAUUCAUUGGAGCCAGAAGAAACAGGAACCAACCCCCCUCCCCAACUUCCCUCUUCUCUCCCCCCACCCCACCCCACCCCCUACCCCAGACAAAAAUGAAAACCCAAAAGUUGCCCUCACGGAACUAAAAUGAAUUUUGCUGUGAUCAGGGAGCUAUUGGCUGUGCUUCUCAAUUAAUGAGGAAAGAUGUUGGCCACAGACAAAGGGGUGGUGGAGGAGUGGCUUUCAGAGUUUAAGACACUGCCUGAGACCUCUAUAUCCAGCUAUGCUUCAAGUUUAAAAGGCAAGAGUACCCUGGUUUCAGAAUUAUACACAGUCAUCUGUGAGCCACAUUGUGAGUUGCUGGAGCCAGUUUGCCACCAAUUGUUUGAAUUUUAUCGCAGUGCUGAGGUUGAACUGAAAAGAUUCACAUUACAGUAUCUUCCUGAACUUGUAUGGAGUUACCUUUCAGUGAUAACAAGAGAUAUGCACAGUAGUGGCUGCAUUGAGGCACUCCUCUUGGGCAUCUACAAUUUGGAAAUUGCAGAUAAGGACGGUUGUAGCAAAGUGCAGACUUUUACAGUCCCAUCUCUUUCAAAACCUUCUGUGUAUCAUGAGCCUUCUAGUUUUGGUUCUAUGGCACUUACAGAAGGCGCUUUAUCUCGACAUGGCUUGACGAAAGUUGUACAUAGUGGACCUUAUUGUCAAAGGGAAACAUUUACAGCUCAAAACAGGUUUGAAGUAUUGACAUUCCUAUUUCUCUGUUACAACGCAUCUAUAAUCUACAUGCCUUCUCAGUCGCUGCGUUCUCUUUGCCAUACAUGCUCCAGGAUAUGCAUUAGUGGAUUUCCCAGGAGAUUGCAGAAGGAAUACACUGAUGUUGAUAGCAGGAUACCUGUCUCUGCUGAAUUUAUGGUGCACAUGUUAACAGCUAUUUAUUAUGCUAUGUAUAAUGGAGAAUGGGAUUUGGCUUGCAAAGCACUGGAUGAUCUAUUGUAUCGAGCACAGUUGGAGAUGUUUGCAGAACCCUUACUAGUUGGCAAUGCAAUCAAAAAUAUGUUACCUUUUGGUGCCCUGAAAUCAUCGAAAGAUGCUCCACGCUCGAUUGAAGUAGAGAUAACGCCAACGUCAUCCAGAAUAUCAAGGAAUGCAGUCACCAGUUUAUCAAUUCGAGGACAUCGAUGGAAGAGGAAUGAACUAACUGAUUUACAAGCCCAGGAGGAUCUUAUGGACAUCUCUGAAGUCGAUGAAGGAUUUUGUUCCAAGGCUUCUAACACAAGCAAUAAGACAUCUGCUGGGAAGAGUCAAUUAAAAUCAUCAAGCAGCAAACCUUAUAGAGAUAAAGAAAUGGUGGAUGAGACUUGUCGGGAACAUUCUGCUCGUAAGCAAUCUCGAAGAGCUGUUAGUGAGAAUCUAGAACUCUUGGCCAUGAAAAGACUGACUCUGACUAGUAGUCAAUCUCUGCCUAAGCCAGGAAGCCACAAUCAUCUGGCUAGCACUGCUACAACCCAUUUCAGUAAAUCCUUUGAGCAUGUUAGUGGUGUUUUUAUUGGAAGUAGUCCAGCUGGUGUCACAGGUAGGAAUUUAGAAGAAUCCAAUCGAUUAUCUGCUUGUAGCCUUCAGGAUGACAGACUUGCACUUGUGCCUGAUUGAGACUUUCAAGCUUCCAUCACACAACACCAGAAGCAUCACUACUGACCUGGUUUUAUGAUUUGGAGGUGCCAUUGUUGAUCUGGGGUGUACAAAGUUUAAAAAUCACAACACCAGGUCA
Chiloscyllium plagiosum (whitespotted bambooshark) is the source of this 2128-nucleotide messenger RNA. NCBI's taxonomy places the organism in Eukaryota, Metazoa, Chordata, Chondrichthyes, Orectolobiformes, Hemiscylliidae. The record is from RefSeq and is a predicted model, not a curated record.